AUGUAUUCUGAGAAAUCUCUUUUAUUAUCUCGGCUUAACCAAGACAUUUAUUCCAUAAUCUUCAAGUAUCUCGACAAUUUCUCUCUUGUUGUCCUUGGUCAGACAUGUCGUCAUUUUUAUGCAUUAGUCAGUCGGGAAUUGUCAUUCACGUCUGCCAUCUGGCGAGAGAUCGACUGCAAUCCAGUACCCAAUGGUCCACCCAUGUUCCACAACCGUUGCCUGGUCGGAAUCGACAACAAGCUUUACCUUCCAUGGAUGACCAAAGAACCGGUCUGCUUCGUAUUUGACGUCUCACUGUGCUGCUGGGAGAACCCGAUCAGUCUAGAAAUUCGGUCAACUCUCUAUAGACCAUUUGUGACACCAGUGGCAGCCAUUGGAUCAAAGGUCUACAUGUUUGGCGGCCGAGAAGUCUCGUCCUCUGCCCUCUCCAACUCUCUCUGGGUACUUGAUAUAAACACUCGGAUUGUGACCCACCUUGACGUAAACGGAAUUCCUCCAAGACCACGCUUUGACCAUAGUCUGGACGUACUUGAAGAUAGAUAUUUGAUUGUAUUUGGCGGAAUGUGCGCAGAUUCUCCAGGUGAAAGUGACGUCUUUGUAUUUGAUACCUUGACAAAUACAUGGCAAGAGCCACCAGUGGAUGGUCGGCUUCCUUCGGCUCGGUUCGGACAUGCGUCUGUGAUGGUGGGCUGCUAUUUGUAUGUCUAUGGCGGGUGUUUGAUCCAGACCCAAGGAAACACAGUCCACGACCUGCUAUAUCGCCUCGAUUGUUCGACCUGGACGUGGUACAAAUACGACCACCCCGAGGCCUAUCUCUAUCGACAUCGACUGAAUGUUCCCAAUAUUGCCGAGAUAUCCCAAUCUCUGCAGGAGGGAUUCGUUGUCGAAACCACAGGCACACCCCCUAGGGACCGGUUCCAAUGUACCAUGUGCGCGGUUGGAAGAUCAUUACUCGUGAUGGGUGGUCAGACUAUCCGUCAAGAUGUCAACGAUACAAACGAGCUCCACGUUCACUCGCUCAGGACAAUCGAUGUGUUUGAUAGCCGGCGCAAACACUGGAGCUCAAUAACGACCUCGACCAAUGUCUAUCCAGAUUCGCUAACCUGUAUCCAGAUACAGAACUGUCUGAAAGGAGGUCAUUUUAUGAUCGUCUUGGGACAGCACAAGAUAUUCGAAUAUCAGUCAAAGGACAAGAGCAGGCAGAUUCCAGACGAGGAAGGUUAUCUAGACACGACUAUUUAUAGCCACACCUUCAUCCAAGAUGAUAGCCAGGCAGCAUACGAUGGCACAAGUAGUCUUAAACACAAUACUGAGCACAUCUGUCUUGUAUUGAGCUUGAACGAGUAUAGUAUAUAG
This is a messenger RNA of Phycomyces blakesleeanus NRRL 1555(-), 1356 nucleotides long. RefSeq lists its product as hypothetical. The record is from RefSeq and is a predicted model, not a curated record. The transcript has 3 exons. Gene Ontology annotation, molecular function: protein binding. Lineage: Eukaryota; Fungi; Mucoromycota; Mucoromycetes; Mucorales; Phycomycetaceae. The coding region runs from base 1 to 1356 and encodes 451 amino acids.